AUGGCCUCUUCUUCCUCGUAUCCCCACAAAAAUGAGGAACACCAUGCUCUGCUUUUGGCAUCUUCAUCCUCGCCUCCCCAGAAAUAUGAUUUCCCUAGGGCAUCAUCUUCCUCGUCCCACAAACAAGAUGAGGAUUUUCAACUUUUCUCUGGAAUAAAACCUCCUCGACACAAGAGGAGGAAGGUUUCUGAAUCUUCAAGAUUAUAUGAUGUCUUCAUCAACCACAGAGGUCCUGAUGUCAAAGAAACCCUCGCUCUUCACCUUUACAAAUCCCUUGAGAAGUUGAAUAUACGGGCGUUUCUUGACUCGAAAGAGAAAGUGCUUGGAGAUUCGUUUCCAUCCACUAUUGAAACAGCCAUUCGCUCUGCUGCAGUACACAUAGCUAUCUUCUCCAAAGGCUAUGCAGAGUCCCCAUGGUGUUUGGAGGAGCUGGAUCUCAUGUUGCGGAGUAAAGCUAAGAUUAUUCCUUUGUUUUAUGGAGUGAAGCCUUCGGAUCUUCGUUACAUAGAAAAGGGAGUAUAUGGCAAAGCGUUCGCUGAUUACGAAAAUAAGAAGAGGUACAUCGAAAAACUUGGGGAGUGGAAGAAAGACCUCCAAUCUAUUUCAUUUAUUGCCGGUGAAGAGUUCAACAGAGUCUCAGCAGUGCAAAAGGAAGUAGAAAAGAAGAGGCAUUUAUAUGUUGCCAAAUAUCCGGUAGGACUUCCUAAGCUUGUUGAAGAUUUUGGAAAGCACUGCAUUGAUAAGGUUGUACAAGAUUUUGAAAUCCAGUGCAAGACGAACAAACAAAGAGAAGGCAACGCUAAGAUAGUUGGCAUUUUCGGCAUGGGUGGGGUCGGAAAAACAACGCUUUCCAAAGAAUUGUUCAACCGAAAACGUUCAGAUUAUAGCCGAUCCUGUUUUUUGUUUGAUGUUCGGGAAGCCUCUGUCAAAUUCAAUGUGCCCUCUUUGCAAGUUAAGCUCCUCGCAGAACUCUUUGAUGAAAAAGAAAAAGAUCAUCGAAAGUAUCCAAGCGUAGAGGAUGGAAAAAGUCGUCUCGGUCAUCAUAUCCAAAGGAGGAACAAUUUGAGCUUCCUAAUUGUUCUAGAUGAUAUUGAUCACCUAGAUCAGUUAGAUGACCUAUUGAUCAAGGAUAUGCUGGAUAAAUCUGGCAAUAGUCUAGUAAUUGUCACAACUCGGGAUGUAGGAGUUCUAAUAAACGCAGGAAUCACAGUUGCUUAUAAUUUGAAAGGAAUGGAUACAGAUGACGCUAAAGAGUUGUCUUGUUGGCAUGCAUUUAGUCAAUCUUAUCCAUCUAAUGGAUACGAGAAGCUGGUUGACCUCUUUGUAGGCGUGUGUGGUGGCUUACCACUGUCUCUUCAAGUUCUGGGCAGGCAUGUUCAUGGCCAAGAUCAGAAGUUUUGGGAGUUAGAAUUGAAAAAAGUGAAAAAGACUCUGCCUCAAGACAUUCAUAAGAGAUUAAGAAUAAGCAUUGACACGUUGGACAAUGAAGAGAAACAAAUUUUUAUGGAUGUUGCAUGUUUUUUCUUGGGAGAAUUGACCACAGACGCCAUCAGAGUGUGGGAGGGAUCGGGAUGGGACAACGCUGAACAUGCUUUGCAAAGACUCAAAAAUAAAUGCCUGGUUGAAGAAAGGUCUAGAAUAGAUAACCAGUUUCAUGACCUGGAACAGAGUCUGGUAGGCGAAAGGAAGAAGAAUAAAUUCAUGGUACUAGUCGAUGAUGUCCUCGAAGAUUCGACAGAAGGAAAGUUUGUAUUGAGAAUGCAUGACCACUUGCGGGACUUGGGACAAGAAAUGGCAGAUGAACUGAGUCAUCCUCGUCGCCUCUGGCGUCCUCAACAUCUCGAAUCUUUGAUAUCAAAGGGAUUCGAAAACAUUCUCACUCAACCCAGAGUUCGGUGUUUGCAUUCUUUUAGAAAUCAGUACACAGGUGGCCAUAUUAAAUACUUUCUAGGGGAAGCAGAGAGUAUGCUCGAGCCUUCAACCGCUUUACUAUGGCUUGAGCUUGAUCAUUGGAGGCCUACACUUACAAACAUCCCUCUUCAAAAUUUGCAACGGUUAAGAAUCUCUGGUGGAUAUCUUGCUGCACAUCUAAAAGGAUUUUGGCAGACAGAUGUGCAGGAAUCCUUCCCCAUAAAAGUGCUGGAGAUCAAAGCGAUCCAUGACUUGGACGAGCUAAGCUUGGGCCUUCUUUGCAGUCUUGAAAAACUUGUAAUUUAUGGUUGUGCGUAUCUGACAAGAGUGACAGGAAUAUUUGAUCUCACAAAGCUAACAGAGUUGAACAUUAGUAAAUGUGGGAAGUUUGAGCUGGAGGAGUUAAGCUUGGGUCAUCUGCGGUGUCUGGAAAGAAUUCUAGUACAUAAUUGUAAGUACCUGAAAAUUGUGACAGGAAUAUCUGAUCUUAAGAAGCUACUUAUAUUUGCCAUGAGUAAUUGUGAAACAAUUGAGGAGUUAAGUUUUGAUCAACUCAGCAGCCUGAAAAGAAUUACAAUUCAUGAUUGUGGGCAUCUGAAAAGUGUGACAGGAAUAUCAGAUCUUGCAGAGCUAAUAGAAUUGAACAUUCGGAAAUGUGGAGAGCUUGAAGAGAUAAGUUUUGUUCAAAUCAGCUACCCAGAAAUACAGACAAUUCAUAAUUGUAAGCAUCUGAAAAGCGUGAUAAGAAUAUCUGAUCUUACGAAGCUAGAAAUUUUGCAUAUUUAUAGCUGUGGAAAGAUUGAGGAGUUAAGUCUAGCUCAACUCAGCUGUCUAAGAAUGUGUUCCGUUCCUGAUGUUCCCACGCUGAAGAGGGUUGAAUUGAAACGUUGUGAAAAUUUGCAUGAGGUAAAUGGAAUAUCUUCGAAUCUUGUUAAAUUGAACGUUUACGACUGUCCGGAGCUGGAGAUAAAUCCAGAUAUUGAAAAACUGGAAAGAAUGCAACUCUUUAAUUGCAGCAAGAGAACAAUCCGGAAUUGUAUUGUCCACAUGGAGAAGCUGCCGUCAGAUUUUAUUAAAGUAAUUGGUACAGCAGUCAAUGGAGCAGAGUCUACUCUCAACGCAAAUGUAUUCUGCAACUUCAAUAGCGUCAAUUCAGUCAUCGAAUUUGGUAUCGAUAACAUUUGCAAUCAUCUCGGGAGACAUGUGGUGGGCGCAAUCAUUUUAUGCGCCGUGGUUGUGGUUAAUACCUCUGAAGCAGCAAAGAGGAUUAAUGACUCCAUCGGCGAUUGUGAUUGGUCUCCAUGGCUGAAAUUUGAGAGAUUUGAAGUGAAAGGUUGCAAGAAUCUGGUUAAUAUAGAUGGAAUAUUUUGGAACCUUGUAAAAUUAAACAUUUACCGCGACUGUCCGAAGCUGGAGAAAAUACCAGAUAUAGUAAAAUUGUUUGCAUUAGAAAUAAUGCAGCUCUUAUAUGGCAGCAACCAAACAAUUCGGAAUUCUAUUCUCAACAUUGAGAAGCUGCCAUCAAACUUUAUUAAAGUAACUGAUAGAGCAGUGGGUGGAGCGGAGUCAACUUUCAACACAAAUAUCUUAUACUUGCAAUCAUCUUAUGUGCCAUGGUUGUGGUUAAUACUUCUGCGGUAG
This is a messenger RNA of Cryptomeria japonica (Japanese cedar), 3552 nucleotides long. RefSeq names its product disease resistance protein Roq1-like. Bases 1 to 3552 code for a protein of 1183 amino acids. Lineage: Eukaryota; Viridiplantae; Streptophyta; Pinopsida; Cupressales; Cupressaceae. The transcript is spliced from 7 exons. The record is from RefSeq and is a predicted model, not a curated record. Gene Ontology annotation, molecular function: ADP binding. Gene Ontology annotation, biological process: signal transduction; defense response.